Messenger RNA from Siniperca chuatsi (mandarin fish), 5676 nucleotides. It is a transcript of the gene col23a1a, whose product is annotated as collagen type XXIII alpha 1 chain a. NCBI's taxonomy places the organism in Eukaryota, Metazoa, Chordata, Actinopteri, Centrarchiformes, Sinipercidae. The transcript is spliced from 32 exons. Bases 551 to 2386 code for a protein of 611 amino acids. The record is from RefSeq and is a predicted model, not a curated record.
UUCAGUCGACUGUAGCGGGUUUGGAAAAAUAACACAAGCUGCAGAGACUACACCGUAUUGAACUGAGGUCCAGUGAUCAGAAGUUGGCCAAGCCAAACCCUCACAGUCUUACUCACAGCUGUCAAUCUGCAGCCUCCCACGUGGUCAGAAGGGCGGGCGCAUCUCAACUAGUUGAACAUGCAACUUUUAGGGAGGCAAACAAUUGGCCCCAUUGGUAGUUGCACUUGCACAUCCAUGUAGGAUACUCCCCGACAGGAAACAACGACCUGCAAGUCAAUAGGCGCCUCUUCUCAUGUUCUCUGGGCAUCCAGAUUGCUCCCGUCUGUGCCUGGCGUAAACCCGGUGCGCACUGCUGCUGCCUCUUGUUCCAAGACUAAUUUAAGACAGCGCUUUGAACCCUGAGCCUAGUGUACUGGAGUUAGUGUUGUGAAUGCGUUAGGUGCGCUGCUCAGUUUGUCCACGGACCCUGGCUACAGUUUGGUUGCAGAACUACACUAACAAAACAAGUUAUUUUCUUUUCAUCAAGAGGACUUUGAAGCAGGAUUUCAGCAUGGAUACAGCCAGCGACUGUAUCGGGGAAAGUAAGCCGGUGUGUCAGUGUGCGCCCAAGUCCGAGGUCCAGCGGAGGCUUCCAGGUUUUCCCAUCGCUCUGUGCUUGCUGAUGUCCCUGAGCUCCGUCACUGUGUGUCUUCUGAUGAGCUUCAAGACCUACCAGCUGGAGAACCGGCUGCAGAUGGAGAUGGACAAAGCGUCCAUCGUCCACCCGCCGCACAGGGCUUUUCUCAACGAGGAUGGGACCCUAAUUCCAGAGCUGAGCACAUCAAUAGGGAGGCUCGUGGAAGAGAAAGUGGUGGUGCUGAUGCCGAAAUUGCGGACAACUAGGGACAUUGGCCAGGAGUGCUCCUGUCCUCCAGGGCCUCCAGGAAAGCGUGGAAGGAUGGGAAGACGAGGGGAACCUGGACCUCCUGGCAAGGCUGGACGGGAUGGAUACCCGGGUCCACUUGGCUUGGAUGGAAGACCAGGUUUACCAGGUCCCAAGGGAAGCCAGGGACCAGCCGGACCCAAGGGAGAAAAGGGUGACCAAGGAGACGUUGGGCCAAGGAUGGUCUUCCCCCGAUAUGACCAUAGCUUUCUCUCUGGAGAGCAGUCCAGCAGCUUUCAGAGACGCUUUCUGAAGGGUGACCAAGGCCAGGCUGGACCCGCUGGUCCUCCCGGUCCCCCAGGUCCUCCUGGUCCCCGAGGCCCCCCUGGGAACACAGGCAAAGAUGGGCCACGUGGCCCUGCUGGAGAGCCGGGUUUUCCAGGUCGUGAUGGUGUUGAGGGGUCACAAGGAUUACCUGGGAAGCCGGGUGAAGAUGGUGAGCCUGGCUAUGUGGGACCACAGGGUCCUCCAGGAGCAAAGGGCGAGCCAGGUAUGGGAGAAAAAGGAGAAAGAGGCAUGGAUGGACUCCCAGGAUUAAAGGGAGACAAAGGGGAAAUAGGAGAGCAAGGACCACAGGGACACAUGGGUUAUCCUGGUGAAAAAGGCGCCACAGGCUCCUCAGACAUCAUUGACUUCAAUGGGAAGCUUCUAGAUGCUUUCCAGGCCAUCAACACCAUCAGUGUUUCGGGCCCACCUGGACCACCUGGACCACCUGGAUCCCCAGGCCCGACAGGGGAAAAGGGUGAGCUUGGUUUACCUGGACCAGCAGGAGUUGAUGGGGAGAAGGGACCUAAAGGUGACAUGGGUGAGGCAGGACCACCUGGCGAGAGAGGAGAGAAGGGAGAGAUGGGGCUCUCUGGACCUGCUGGUAUGGACGGACAAAAAGGAGAGAAAGGCGACUGCAGAAUGGAUGACAACCUGGUUCAGAUGAUUUCCCAGCCAGGCCCACCCGGCCCACCUGGCCCGCCAGGGGUUCCCGGGUCCCCUGGAUCCAUGGGGCUGCAUGGGAUGCCUGGUCCUAAGGGUGAGCCUGGAUUCGGGAUAAAGGGAGAGAAGGGGGACGUUGGUGCUCCUGGAGUCAAAGGAUUAGCCGGCCUCCAGGGCACACCUGGGUCUGCAGGCUUAGUGGGUCUUCCAGGUGCAAAGGGAGAAAAAGGCAGACCGGGUGAGCCUGGACUAGAUGGUUUCCCGGGUCUGAUGGGAGAGAAAGGUGACCGAGGGGAAAGAGGAGAGAAGGGUGACAGGGGAGCAGUGGGAAAGAGAGGUCUAAAGGGCCAGAAGGGAGAGCAGGGUCCUCCAGGCCUGGACCAGCCUUGUCCUGUGGGUUGUGAUGAAACUAAAGGCCUGACUGAGAAGGCAGGGCUUUCUUCCCCUCCACUUGCUCCUCUUCCUCCUUCCGGCCCUGAGGCCCCCUGUCCUGUGGGACAAGAUGGGCUGCCCAUACCAGGCUGCUGGCACAAGUGAUGACUAACCAGCAGCAUGGGAUCUGUACAUAUUGAUAUGGUAUAUAUUGGAAUUGAAUACUACAACAACAGCCCAUUCACUUUUCAUAAAACAUUUUAUAUAAUAUAUUGAGAUUUUUUUAACAAGGACAUUUUUGAGUCUACAGUAUUAUGAAAACUUUUCAAAACUCUAGAGAUCCAGUGUUGUUGAGAAUGGAGCCGUUUUGAAGAGAAGAAAUUGAACUGACAGUGGGGCUCUUGCUUUGAAGGACAGUCCAGAUGACAGUGAUGGAGUGCCUUGACAGUCUAGCUGCCUUACUAACAAAGUCUGACUUGCUGCCCAAUUGUAAUCAUGAACGCUGUAUGGAUAUGAUGGUGUGUGCACUCACCCAGUCUCACGGAUGGAUGGGUGGAUGCUUGGAUGGAUGGACAGAUCUCUUGGCUGUGGCAGAUGGAGGAGUGUGGGUCGGUACUCUCUUCUCCUCUCUCUGUUUUCUAAAAGGAGGAAAUGGCGAGACAGAAGCUCAAACGCAAGCGUCUCUCUCAGCCCUGAAGGGGUGCAGGGCCUGGUGGAGAAAGGACACGUGGACAGGCACAGAGCACAAGGGGCGUAUUGGCCUUUAUGAAGCAGAGCGAGCCAUGUAAUGGCCCAGUGUCAUUCUGAACACUCUGGAAACUGGAAACUCUCCAGGAGGGGGCGACAGAGAACACUGCAUUUCCACAUUCACCUGAGAAGAAAAGACACACCUGCGGCUGAUGAUGUUGCGCAAUAGCUUGAUAAGCAGUCAAAGUUAUUUGGUAGUCACUGACGUCACUGGCACAUAAGGAAGGAUUUACUGCACAGAUAUAUUCAACAUGUUGUGGUGAUCUCUUGUAUGGCUCUUUUGUAAAGCGUUUUCACUAAUUAAAUGCAUGAUCAUAACAAGGCACAGUGUUGUUUAGCAUUCUGACAGCUUGUAUGACUUGUGGUCCCUCAUUGAAACCUCAAACGACAGUAGAUUCAUUUUCAUUCACAAUAAGCAGCCUUUAAUAGUCUUUCCAUUUGAACAAGCCACGCAGAAAAGCAAGUAAGUCUACCUUUUCAUGGCUUACACUUGUUGGCAGUGGCGACUUGUGUGUUGUUUUAUUUUGUUAUAUUCUUACCUAUUUUUGUCAAGUUACAUUUUGCAUUCCUGUGCAUUGCCAUGUCUGUGGAAUAUAUAAAUAGUGACACUUCAAGGCCAGAUUUGAAGGAACCAUUUACAGUAUUUGUGAUGAACCAGUGUUUCAGUUGCCUUGAUAAAUGAUUGCCAAUCAAAUUAUUUUCUUAAUAAUUUUCACUGUAACUGAUGCAUUUGACUGAUCAUUAUUUUCUUUUAAUCGCUGAUGAAGAAAUGUUUGAUUACUGUUGCCAUUUUUUCAGGACAACAGUGUAUGUUCUUGCUGCUGACUGAAAUGUGUGUUGUUUGUUUGAUAUUUUUGAAUCGAUAUUAGUCAUUUGGACUGAAGGACUAACAGACUAAAGUAUGAAAUUUGAAUCAAAUGUAAGCGCAACCAUUGUUUUUUAGGGGUCUUUUUUUUUUUUAUUCAGCAAUACACCUUAGCACAAUGGUUUAUAACUGUCAUUAUUUUGUUGCCAUUAUUUUGCAUUGUGUGCGUGCGUGUGCUUUAGUCUUUGCUAUCAGAUGACUUUUAUUGGUUUGUUUUGGUCUUUUUAAUACCGUUUUCUCAGAUGGAAUCAUUUCUUGGUGCUUAAAUCCUUUUAUGUACCUGUUUAAAGCUCUUCUCUGCAUAUUCAUAUGCAAAACCACACACAUGUCCACAGAUACACAUGCAUCAUUGUUUGAAGAAAUGAAAUAAGUUGUACUUGGGUUUACUGAUGUACUGUUUUCAAAUAUUUGGUUACAUGUAUACAGGACAGAGAUUACAUGGAAUCAUUAUUUGGUUCUGUUUACAUGGACAGAAAUACAUACACAUGAAUGGAAAAUGGUGUUAAAGCUUCUUAGUGGGCAUCUGUAAAUUCUACAUUGGUAUUAGUUGCACUUUUUGGUACAAUAUGAAUAAUAUUCAGCAAUAAUCUUUUUUUUUUUAAAGGCAGAAUAGAUAUUGAGGGUAAUCGCUACACGUGACUGACCAGCAAUCAUUUACAACAUUUUCAUUGUUAGCCUGAAUAUGAACAAUCAAAAUGUUUUAAUGGUUGAUUAUCUUCAAUCACAAUCAACAUACAGAGGCUGCUAAACAUUUCUAAUUCCAAUUCUUGCUCACAAACAUUGCAACAUUUAAAACUGGGUCAGUAUUAACGUUGUUUGAAGUACUUUUUUUCUAUAUAUAUAUAUCAUUUUAGACAAGAUCUUCAAAUUAAUCUGAGGAACACAGGUAGAAAUGGAAUUUGUUUUUCGAAUUAGAUAAUUUGUUCAAAGGGCAAUGUAGUAGAAGGAUAACACAGUCCAUUGGUAAUGCUGACUUCCUCUUUGUAAUUAAAAAUAUCCACUAGCUGACCUGUAAUCUGGCUCACAUUAUGUUGCACUAGUCAUAAUGUAGGCUCUAUAUCUCUGCAGGGGUAGUUCCUGUUUAGGUCUGAAAUGACAAUGUGUAACACAACCUGUUAUCAGCUUUAUUUUUGUAAAGAUCAUUUUACAAUAUACCUGUAAAGUGCCAAAGUUGAAUUACUGACAUCACACAGAACAAUUUGAGUUGGGGGUAAAUAUGGUGUGAAGUCCCACUAAAUGUUUUAAAUUUAGAAGGGUUUUGUAAGAAAGAUCAGUGCAUCACACAUUAAACUUAUGCUACACCACUCAUUUAUGAAGUUAAAGGUAUUCUAGAAAAAUGUUCUAUAAAACAAAAAUCUGUAUAUGAGUCGCAUAUCAUUAAGCUAAAAUAGAACAGUUGACAUACAAACUUUAUUUGAAAAUCAUAAAAAAAAUAUAUGUUGAGAGAAAUUAUAUUGAAAGUGGGAUGGUUUAAUUGUAAACCACACAGUUCUUAGCAUUAUUUCACUGGAAGCUGAUGGUUAUCUGUCUCGUAACAUUAUCAUAUGUGUUUAUUUCUUUUGCAGAUUCUAUCAGUUUCAGUUUUAAGGCUUAAUGGAGUCAGUAAAUGGCACAAUGUCUGAAUAAAAUUUGGUAUUUUAGCAAGUCAUAUAUCACAGUAUUAGCUUGACUUUGUGAAAAUGUUUUUUUUCCCGGUUGUGUAUUUGGUUGUAAAAGAAUUAAGCUAUUUUUGUAAGUGUCUAAAAAUGUAUAACGUGAAAUCUGGUCAACUAAACAUGUAGACUGAAGGAAACUCUCCAAUUUUAUGUUUUUUUGUCCAUUAAAUCAUAAUCAUGUAAAAUUA